AAGAACAGUAUGGUGUCAAAGUAUAGAAGGAAAACCGCUCAGCAGUCCUGGAACUGUGAAGCUAUGCAAGGCCAUUGAUGCAGUGAGGAAGGAGGGGUUGCCUUGGCAAACUGCAGCUAAAAGGUUCCAGGUUUCCUGGCUACUUGGUGAAGCGUUUUUGAAGGCAGCUACACCAGUUAUCGCUAUAAAAGGCUUUAGAAAAUGUGGAAUCGUCCCAAUCGACAGAAAUGUGUUUACAGAACGGGAUUAUGCAGCUGCUGAAACAACUCUACAAGAAGACCCUGCGCCAGGAGAAGAGAACACCAUCAUACAAGUUUGUGCAUCUUCAUCUCAGACUGUCAACAACAGUAGCUCAUCAGAACUCAUUGGUGGUUCUGAAAACCCCAAUACCGCCUUCAUAAUGGCAUCCCUACCUUCUGUUGAUGAUCCAAUCAGGUCUAGGAGUGGGCUUCCUUCUGCCACAUUUGAUCCGUUUAUUCCCAGAAUUGCAUCAGCUGGUUUCCUAGAAACAACUUCAAAUUUGAACAUUCCACCAAACAAGAAGUCCACUUCAUUUGCUGUCACCCUCAUGGCAAUUAGGAAAGAGAAAGAAGAUAAAGAGAAUGGGAAACAACGUAGACUAGAAGCAAAAAGAGAAACGGAAAUCGAAAACAAACAGCAGGCUCUUAAGAAAAGGGUGGCUAAAAUCGAAAAUAAAGAAAAACGCGCAUUGUUUAAGAAAAAGAAUGACGAUCUCUAUAAUGAUGAUGAUGAACACUUUUACACACAAUUCAACCUUGUCAAAGUUAACAAUAGUAGACAACUGCAGGACCAGAAGAGACGCGAUUUGGAAUUUGGAGAUUUUGGGAAGAUUUGGGAAAAGGGAAAUUAUGUGUUGCAUGAGAACAGAAAUGAACUCGAGUCUUUUCGCAUCCAAACAAUGUUCUACACUAGGAUGGUCUGUUGUUGCCUCCAUAUUGCCAUCACAAUCAUUAGCGUCUUGACCUACAUGGUUUCAUACAUAAAUGAAGUUAGUGGUGAUACCUACGAGGAUUUCAAUCCUCGUAUGAACAGAACGACAACAUUCCGAAAACAACAAUACCCCCUGUACUUACCCUUCGACACAUCUAAUGAUGGAUACUACUGGAUAGGAUUCUGCUACAAUUGCUACGCUCAUGUAGGAAAUAUGAUUACUUUCUUACCCAUAGAAACAACUCUCACAAGCUCCUUGAUACACCUCAUCAGUCAAACAACAGUCAUAAAGGAAGCAUUCAAAUAUAUCGAUGAAAAUAUAUCACCUGAUCAAAGCAAAGAAGGAGUUGCCCUCAUAAAGGAAAUUCGAAUUGUCAAAUGCAUCAAUGAGUUGCAGGAGAUUUACAGGGCAAUUGAAAGGCUAGAAGAACUCUACAAUAUUCAGUUAAUGGUACAAUAUGGAUUCGCUACUAUUUUGUUAUGUUCCAUAUGUUAUGUGUUACCAUUGGUUGAAAAUACAAUGGAAGCAGUGUGUCGCCUUAUUCUCCUUGCUGCAUCUUUGGGACAAAUUUUCAUUUUUUCAUAUUGCUGUAAAACUCUAGCUGAUGAAUUACAGGAUGUUGGAGUUUCGGUGUACAAUAUGGACUGGCCGAAUUACCCACCAAAACUAAAAAGUACUUUGAAUAUCCUGAUUAGAAAGACCCAAAAGCCCGCCAACUUAACAGCUGGAAAAAUCAUGGUCAUCGAUUUAUUUUUUUUCAUUCAG
Messenger RNA from Leptinotarsa decemlineata (Colorado potato beetle), 1717 nucleotides. RefSeq names its product odorant receptor 10. The record is from RefSeq and is a predicted model, not a curated record. Gene Ontology annotation, biological process: detection of chemical stimulus involved in sensory perception of smell; sensory perception of smell. Gene Ontology annotation, molecular function: olfactory receptor activity; odorant binding. Lineage: Eukaryota; Metazoa; Arthropoda; Insecta; Coleoptera; Chrysomelidae. Gene Ontology annotation, cellular component: plasma membrane.